Messenger RNA from Lathyrus sativus (Indian pea), 486 nucleotides. Lineage: Eukaryota; Viridiplantae; Streptophyta; Magnoliopsida; Fabales; Fabaceae. The record is from the annotation of a GenBank genome assembly.
AUGUCGUCAGUACCGGCGACAACGAAAACUACCACCGCCGGAUGCGGCGGAGACGAUGACAUGCAGGAGAUCGCUUUUGCAAAGAAAGGCUGUAUGUGUUCUUGGAUUCCGUGUUUCUCAUCAGAAACGUCUCCGUCGCUGUGGGAGCCAAUGCAGUUAAAGUUUUAUGACAAUAAAGAGAAAUUGUGGUGGUUCCGUGGAUGGAUGAAGGUACGUGAGUGGUCAGAGAUUGUUGCUGGUCCAAGAUGGAAAACGUUCAUUCGACGAUUCAAUAGCAAUAAGAAUCGUAACGUUAAUGCUAAACAAGUUUCGUUAAACUACGAUCCGUUAAGUUACGCUCUCAAUUUCGAUGACGGAGAUGGUGGAAGCGGCGGAGAAGAUAGUCAUCUUCACGGUUACGGCGGCUUUUCUUCGCGUUUCGCUUCUGUUCCGGCGUCGGCGAAAUGUUCGAUGGAUCUAGGGAAAGAUGCGGCAGUAAUCACGUGA